Apis cerana (Asiatic honeybee) is the source of this 2173-nucleotide messenger RNA. It is a transcript of the gene AkhR, whose product is annotated as Adipokinetic hormone receptor. Gene Ontology annotation, cellular component: plasma membrane. The record is from RefSeq and is a predicted model, not a curated record. Lineage: Eukaryota; Metazoa; Arthropoda; Insecta; Hymenoptera; Apidae. Gene Ontology annotation, biological process: G protein-coupled receptor signaling pathway; cellular response to hormone stimulus. Gene Ontology annotation, molecular function: adipokinetic hormone receptor activity; vasopressin receptor activity; peptide binding.
AAUUCCUUCAUUAAAAUAAAGAUCUUUUCGAUUUCGUUUAGGAAUUAAAAAUAAAUUGCAAAAGAUUUUUACUGUUUUUGUAAAAUUGAAUCGUCAUAAUUGUCAUCAAUAUUCAAAAAUAAGAUCAUAACGGCAAUGUAUUUGUAUGGUUAUCGGUUUUGAUUUAACACUUGACCCCAGAUUACUGGACCAAGCAUUUACAUGGAUUUAUAAAUGUUAGUUCUACUACAGAAAUUUCUACUGCAGUUUUUGCUUGGUAUUCGUAGUGUUUUUUUUCGUAAGAAAAAAAAAAAAAAAAAAAAAAUUGUCGUUCCUUUAUUAAGUCAUUCAUGUUUUAAACUAUCGGUUAAGAUGUCGUAUAACUUUGCAAUCAAUAUUACCAUUUAUACCCAUUACUAUUAAUUUCUUCUUUUAUACAAAUAAGUUUUAUUUUAUAAAUAUGUGAUAUGAAUUAUCUACGAAAAUUUUUCAAAAAGUGUCAUAGCUUGUUAAAAUUCUUCGUAUAAAUUUUUCUCCAUAAAUUGUUGUUUAAUUUAAUCUAUGUGCAUCGAAACAGUUUAAUCAGAAAUAAAUGAGAAACAUUCGUAAUAAAGCAUAUAGAAGAAUAUUUUGUACAAAAUGUUCGAAAUGUUCGAAACGGUGGAUAAUUUGUUGAAUUGAUUGAAAUUUAGUGAUUAUAUUUUAAAAAUUAAAAAAAAAAAUAAGCAAACAAAUAAAAAAUAAAAUAGAGAAGAAAAGUGAUAAUUAAUCGAAGAAUUAGAAAAUUAGAAAAUUUAAAAGUUUAAUAAAAUUCUUUUUUGCGAUGUUCAAUUGAACAUUAUGUGGUUAAAAAGCAAACAAUUAUCUCUAUUUUUAUUUAAAUAUCAAUUAGAAAUUAGAAUUUGGAAAAAUUGAAUAAAUUAAUGGAAAUCUAAAUUGCAUGAAAGAUGGAGUGUGAUUUAUAAUUAAAGUACAAAUGAUUUAUACGCUAUUUUACAAUAAUUAGCAAAUUUUCAAAUAAGAAUUUUUAAAAGUUUGACAUUAUGGGAAGCAAUAUAAAAAUAAUCACCACCGCGGAAUUAGACAAUUCGCGGGUUAAUAAUUCGAAUUACACGGAACUACUACCGAUUGAUAUGCGAUUCAACGAAGGUCAUAUUGUUAGUAUUCUAUUUUACAGCGUGUUAAUGAUAAUAUCCGCCAUAGGGAACACGACGGUGUUAAUAUUAAUUACAUGUCGUAAACGUGUAUCGAAAUCGAGGAUACACAUUAUGUUAAUGCACCUUGCGAUCGCUGAUCUACUUGUUACUUUUUUAAUGAUGCCAUUGGAGAUUGGUUGGGCGAUCACUGUUUCCUGGAAAGCAGGGGACGUGAUGUGCCGAAUAAUGGCUUUCUUUAGAAUGUUUGGUCUAUACUUAUCAUCUUUUGUUCUGGUAUGCAUAAGUAUGGACAGAUAUUAUGCAGUAAUAAAACCACUUCAAUUGUGGGAUGUUGAUAAAAGAGGUAAAAUUAUGCUAUCCUUUGCUUGGAUAGGAUCUGUCGUGUGUUCAUUACCUCAGACGAUUGUAUUUCAUCUAGAAACUCAUCCAAAUAUCACAUGGUAUUCACAGUGUGUCACGUUUAAUGCUUUUCCAACGUAUACUCAUGAAAUAACUUAUUCUCUAUUUGGAAUGAUUAUGAUGUAUUGGUUUCCUCUAGUGGUAAUAAUAUACACUUAUAUGAGUAUUUUAUUGGAAAUACGUAGAAGGUCAAAAAAAAGCGAAGAUGAUAAGAUUCGUCGUUCUUCAAUAGGUUUUCUUACACGAGCAAAAAUUCGAACUUUAAAAAUGACAGUGAUUAUUAUAGCUGUAUUUUUUAUUUGCUGGACACCAUAUUAUGUCAUGAGUCUCUGGUACUGGAUUGAUCGAAAUUCAGCAUAUAAAAUUGAUCAACGAAUUCAGAAAGGACUCUUUCUAUUUGCUUGUACAAAUUCUUGUAUGAAUCCUAUUGUUUAUGGUGCAUUUAAUAUUAGAGAUCGCAAUAAGACAUCUGCAAGACCAACAACUAUAGAAACUAGAGUCACACCAUUAUCAUUAUCGCUCAAACUUCUUGAUUAAUGUUCGUUUAUAUGAGAUAUUGACUGUAUUUAUAAUAUUAGAUCUAGUCGUUAAAUUUAUUAAAUUUGACUGUGAUUAUGAUAAAUUAUAUAAAAAUAAUA